GUCUAUGAUCCCGGCUUUGUACCCAAGAUGAACGGCAUUGCAGAGCAAAAGAUUGUCAUCGAUGAGCUGAUCAGCCUUUGGAAGUAUGAUGAGGCCAACUUCUGCGUCCAGUGCAUGAUUCGGACGCCUCUGAGAAGCAAGCACUGCCGGAGAUGCCAGCGCUGCGUUGCACGGCAUGACCAUCACUGCCCAUGGGUGUACAACUGCGUCGGUGUCAACAAUCACAGACAUUUCUUCCUCUACCUCAUCAACCUUACACUGGGGAUCUUGAGCCUGGAUCUUGUCGUAUACAACUACUAUACCGCCAUCAUUCCCACUGCAUCCAAGGAAUGCAGCAUAUUUGGGCCUGGUAUCUGUCAGAUCGUCAACGCUGACACCUUCACCCUGCUCGUCACUAUAUGGGCGAACCUGCAGCUGACCUGGGUCGGCAUGCUGCUUUUUGUACAGUUCGUCCAGGUCGCAAAAGCCAUGACGACGUACGAGAACAUGUUUGGUGUGAACGCGGCCGCUACAAGCUCUCUCACCUCCGCUUUCACCUCGACCGGCGCGCCUCUGGACUCUGGAAGCCUGCCCCCGUCCGGAUCGUCAGCCGAACCAGAUGCCAGCGCUGCACAUGGAGGGCAUGGCCACAAGCAUGGCGGCGGCGGCGGCGGCUUGCUCAAGUUGAUGACCAAGCUGCUUGGUGUCGACGCAUUUGUGGAGACGGCGACGGGUCGUGGCGCUGCCGCAGGCGGCAACACCAGGAGAAAGAAGGCGAAGAACCCCUACAGCAAAGGGUGUAUUACGAACUGCAAGGAUUUCUGGUGCGACUCUGCGCCCAUGUUCAAGCAGCGGGAGAACGGCACCGCGAUGCUCGACGGCCAUGUGGUCAACUAUACCGAGAUGUACGAGACCCCGAGUCUCAUGCAGAUGACCGGUCGGGGCAGUGACCGGAGGGGUGCAUACGAGGCUGUUGCUGGCGAGGAGGUGUAAUCUCUCCCUGCCGUCUCAGUGCAUAUGAUGUAUGUAUAUAUAUGUGUAUGUAUGUAUGCAGACGUUGGCCCAAUCGGCAUCGGCCUUUUGGGUUCUCCAAUAAGGACGACAGUGGACGGCGGGGCCUUCAUUGCUGGAGGAG
This is a messenger RNA of Cryphonectria parasitica EP155, 1114 nucleotides long. Its product is annotated as zf-DHHC-domain-containing protein. Gene Ontology annotation, biological process: peptidyl-L-cysteine S-palmitoylation; protein targeting to membrane. The transcript has 2 exons. Lineage: Eukaryota; Fungi; Ascomycota; Sordariomycetes; Diaporthales; Cryphonectriaceae. Gene Ontology annotation, molecular function: protein-cysteine S-palmitoyltransferase activity. Bases 28 to 972 code for a protein of 314 amino acids. Gene Ontology annotation, cellular component: endoplasmic reticulum; Golgi apparatus. The record is from RefSeq and is a predicted model, not a curated record.